AUGUACGGACAGUCGAACCGUCACGAUCCUCCCUCACAGCCAGAAUGGCGACUUCCUACGCGUCUCCCCUCGCAACCGUCGCAGCCGUCGCAGCCAGGGCCUCCCCCUCCUCCGCCUCCUCCACGUCCCCCGGUUGCUCAAUAUUCACCGGCUGCUCCAUAUUCACCGGCUACCUAUGGACCGAUUUCAAAUCCACAGAGGCUGCCAUCACCGAGUGGUGCGGAUACAACCACGUGGGGAGUACGGUUCAACCAGAACUCCGGUCCCCCGUUGCCACCUCGACCUCCAAGUACCAAUGAGCAACGAUAUGCCUAUGCGCAGCCUCAGUCGCAUACAUCUGUCGCAACUUCUUUUCACGGGACCCAAACCCCUCAGCCCCCACCUCCGUAUACACAAACACCACCACCUCCACCUCCACCACCCGGUGUUCCACAACUGCCCCCAAAGAUCCCCCAAGGCAUCCAGCAUGUACCAACCCUACCAAAUGAUCAGACGGGGCGAGUCUCACUGCUCUUUCAGGGCGCAGGGCCGGCUGCGAUGACUGGAUCUUAUGAAUUCCGCCCUGCGCCUAUCCUCAAUACAAAUACUACAUCUAUCAGCGCAUCCGCUCUGGGUCUUGGAACACCCUCGGAUUGGGAGCAUCUUGGCCCAACCCCUGGGAAUUUCGAUGAUGCAGCAUGGUUCCCACCUCGCAGGACACCCCCUCUGCAUCACGAAGGGUUUCAACCACCAUCAAGCCUUCCGGGCGAUACUCCCAACGUGUUCGUGGGAAGCGAGUCUGAUAUGGUCGCUCGUCCGAGGACAGAUACAAAUGAAACGCUUUCAACUACUAUCUCUGGGGCAACACAGUCGGGACGGGGUAGCUCAAAUUCGCCCGUCAGUCCAUGCACAACACAUGGAAUCCCAACACCGCCUCUACUGGCCCGCGCGGACACCACCAACUCCACAUUGUCUGGGGUUGGACGUUCAGAAACCAUCGAUAAUGUAAUAGAUGCAUGGGUCCGCCCAUUAUCGCCUGCGCAUAAACCACUUCAGCCAGAACAGCAGGGCCACCCAGGCGCAUUCUAUCAAAAUAGCCCAGUAGAGCGCUCACAGUCAGCGCAAACCAGCUCAUCGUACUUCGACCAUUUACAAUCGAACUCGAAUAGUUCUGCACGAAUCGCUGAAGAACCCAGAAGAGCGGCUACCCCAAAAAAACAAGAUCCCUUCGAGGAUCUGGACCCCUGGUCCAAAUCAUCGUUGGAGAGAUAUGUCGCCAUGCUACGCAAGGAGGCAGUGGCUGACUCGGAUGAAGAACGCUAUAAGAUCUUUACAGCCUUUAUGGCCAAAGAGACCAAGCUCCGGGAGAUUCUCUAUAAUAUUGAGCAUGAGCCUGAAAGUAAACCGCUGACUCCGCGAGCUCCUGAUCCUGCUCCUCCCCAGCCGCUAUCUAUUUCUAACAAAAGCGAACCGCCUGUUGAGUCAGGACUGAUACCCGUUGCAUCAGAAGAAAUCCCGCCUCCUUCGGCGGCAACAGCAACAGAGGAUGAAGAUUUCGAUGAUGUUCGCAGUGAGUAUAGUUCAGGUGGUCGGCCUCUGCUUGUUAAGCAAGCGCAACGGGUCUCGCAGUUUGUUCCUAGUUUAUCUACUCCGCCCUCAGGCGCAGAGUCGAGUCUCCCAAGACCCUUAUCGACCAUGUUGGUAGAUACGCAGAAGCAAGUCUUAGAGCCCCUGGCUACGAACCCUCCACGACCCAUAUACACGCCAUUCCAGUAUACAGAGGGUCCUCAGCGAGGCUCGGAUAACCUGACAUUCGCUCGCCCGGCCUACCAAGCCUAUUCUGAUCUACGGCAAGCUGCUGUCAGCGGGCGAGUCAUGUCAAACGCACCGGCACCUACAUCUCGACUGAGGUCAAACACUGCGCUUGCUUCUCCAGCUCAGAACGAAACAGACGAGACCUUCCUGGGUCUAAUCCGUCACAAGAGCGUCGCUUAUUCUAAACCGGCCGAGCGAAACUCUCCACCACUUCCAUUGCUGCCAGAAGCUCUUCGUCAAGGCCGGCCGACGGGCCUCGUGGAAGAAUUACGCACCAUAGUAUGGACACCCCUGGACAAACGUUCGGAAAGCUCCUGGCACAUCACGACGCGAGAGGAACUCGAAAAAUUCCCUGAUGAUUUAUCAUACAUCGGACGAACCGUUGAUCAAUGGGAAGAAACAGCGCGAGCCAGACGGCAAAAGCUGGAAGAUGAGCGUGUGGCUCGUCAGGAAGAAUCCGAGCAGCACAUCGAUGAACUUUUCAAUGGGAAAGAGAUCGGGUAUGCAGACAUCAAUACCUUGGAAGAAGACUUUCGGCAAACCGAAGCUCGGAUCCAAUUAGAGGAGGAACGACACGAAGUAGAUGAUUUCAUGACGCAUGUCUCCAACCCCUUAGAUGAGGGCCUGAAAAAUGAAAUCUCGGCGCUUCGCAAGUCCUACGACUCUGCUCUCAAUCAACUCGACCGUGAUCAACAGGGCAAGGGCUCACCAGGCGAGCGAGGCAGCCCAUCCGUGACCAUGAAGAUGGUCAACGAUAUUCACAACAAGCUUGAGAUUCGAUUCCAGAAACGUCUUGAGAUGGCCCUUGACUGUGAGCGACGACGGAAGAGGGCUGAGCGGCGACCACUUGUGGUCAUGGGUGAUAUAGCCGGUCUGCAAAAAGUGGAUGGAGAAUUUGACCAGAUGGAACGGCGAAAUAUUUUGGAAGCCUGCAAGGAUCGUGAUGACCGAGCCAACCGACUCAUGGAUUCCUUCGACGAUGCAAUCUUGAAUGGGCUAGGUAUAAAUCAGACCCUCCUGGACGAGGUUGCCUCGAAAGCAGCCCGGCUAGAUACCGCCACCCUCCGAGCCUCCGGUCUACCGGAUUCUGAAAUUGAGCAGAUUCUCAAAUCUGCGGCAACUUUUGCGGCGUCCCUCCGAGCCGAUUCCGAGGCUAUCAUCCGCAGCGCUGGGGUUGCAGAUAUGGCUCUAAACGAUGCCGACUAUGGAGUCUCUGUCGCCGAGGCACGAUAUGCCGACUCGGAUCCGGAUAUUUUCCAUCGGCUGGGGAAUGAGAAGAAAAAAGAGGAUGAGAAAAUUCAGGAUGAACAGAAUUCAAAGUUGCAGAGUAUUCAGAAGGGGCCUUUGCAGAUUGAAGCCACAAUUCAGCGCCUUGUACUUGGCUUGCAUAACGACCCACAAGCCGCUGCCCCUAUCUCUCCAGUUCAAGGCUCUUCCCCAGCGAGUCUAUCUGGUGAAGGGCCUUUGCCUCUACCUCCAAGUCUUCGCCCUUCGACUACUAGCCCGGGUCCAUCUCCCAGCCCAGCGCCCGUAAGCCAAAGCACGGAUGAAGACUUGGAACAUAAACAGAGGCUCCGCAGAGCGCUAGAGGCAGCCAAGCAGCGCAACGCUGCUAGGGCCCAUCAUUGA
Molecule: messenger RNA, 3423 nt
Organism: Penicillium expansum
Lineage: Eukaryota; Fungi; Ascomycota; Eurotiomycetes; Eurotiales; Aspergillaceae
Exons: 2
Coding region: 1-3423 (1140 amino acids)
Source: RefSeq, a predicted model, not a curated record